Messenger RNA from Mangifera indica (mango), 844 nucleotides. Its product is annotated as iron-sulfur cluster assembly protein 1-like. Gene Ontology annotation, molecular function: 2 iron, 2 sulfur cluster binding; ferrous iron binding. Gene Ontology annotation, cellular component: cytoplasm; mitochondrial matrix. The coding region runs from base 78 to 599 and encodes 173 amino acids. The record is from RefSeq and is a predicted model, not a curated record. Gene Ontology annotation, biological process: intracellular iron ion homeostasis; iron-sulfur cluster assembly. The transcript has 3 exons. Lineage: Eukaryota; Viridiplantae; Streptophyta; Magnoliopsida; Sapindales; Anacardiaceae.
CUACACUGACCUAAAUAUAGACAACUAAAUAUUCGAGACUAGAACCUCCGGCAAUCCGUCGCCCAAAGAAGAAAGAGAUGCUGAGAUUCGCUUCAAAGAGGCUGCUAGGCCUGGCGCCGGGCGAGGGUCAGUCGAUGUCGCGACCGGUCCUGGCGGCGCUGCCAAGAUUCUAUCAUGAGAACGUGAUUGAUCACUACAACAAUCCGCGAAACGUCGGUUCGUUUGACAAGAACGAUCCAACGGUAGGCACUGGCCUUGUAGGUGCGCCGGCUUGUGGCGAUGUGAUGAAGCUUCAGAUUAAGGUCGAUGACAAGACUGGGCAGAUCGUCGACGCUUGUUUCAAGACCUUCGGUUGUGGCUCCGCAAUUGCUUCGUCAUCUGUUGCUACUGAAUGGGUGAAAGGGAAGCAAAUGCAGGAGGUCUUGACCAUUAAAAACACGGAGAUAGCAAAACAUCUUUCUCUACCUCCAGUUAAGCUCCACUGCAGCAUGCUGGCGGAAGAUGCUAUCAAGGCAGCAGUAAAAGAUUAUGAAGCUAAACACAGCAAAUCAAGUGCCAGUCCAGAGGCAGCUCAGUUUGAGAAGGCUGCUGAUGCUUAAAUUAUGUCUAUGUUGACGAAAAUAUCCAGAACUAAAUGUUAAUUUUCUACUUAUCUGGUGGCUGUAAUCUGAAGGUUCCCAUGUGGUUGUUAUGAUAUCAGAAUAUUUUGGAACUCUUAAUAUGAACCAUGCAUAGAAAGGAUGUUGCAGCUUGAGGGACAACACUCCUGAAUGUUGUGGAUGAAUGGCGACGGAUGUAAGGCUACUGGUUAUUAGUUGGAACUUUAUAUGAAUAAAUGUUACAC